Messenger RNA from Haemorhous mexicanus (house finch), 1579 nucleotides. It is a transcript of the gene ENDOG, whose product is annotated as endonuclease G. Bases 261 to 1154 code for a protein of 297 amino acids. Gene Ontology annotation, molecular function: metal ion binding; nucleic acid binding; RNA endonuclease activity. Gene Ontology annotation, cellular component: nucleus; mitochondrial inner membrane. The record is from RefSeq and is a predicted model, not a curated record. Lineage: Eukaryota; Metazoa; Chordata; Aves; Passeriformes; Fringillidae. Gene Ontology annotation, biological process: apoptotic DNA fragmentation. The transcript is spliced from 3 exons.
AGGUGCCACCGCACCUGCGAGCGCUCUGGGUGGCGGUGGGCGCGGGUGUCCCCCCGCCUCGCUGACCGCGGUGUCCUUGUGCCCGUGUCCCCGCCGCUCUCCGGGCCCGGGGCCGUUCCCCGGGACAGCGGCCCCGGGGUCGCGGCGCGCCCGCUCUGCGCGCUCCCCCUUAAAGCGGCGAUGCCGCCGGCACAGCGCGGCCGCCUGGGGCUCGGCGCUGGCCCGUUUAAGGCGCGGCCGGGCCGCACGGUGGAACGGCCAUGCUGCGGGCCCGGUGGGUGCUGCCGCUGGCGGUGGGCGCGGGGCUGGGGGCGGCCCUCGCCCGCUGGGAGCGCUGGGAGCACCGGGAGCGGGGCGAUGCGGCCGAGGGGCUGCUGGCCCGCCUGCCCGUGCUGCCCGCCGUGGCAGCGGCCAGCCUGCCCGCGCCGCCGGGCUCGGGGCGCACUGAGCUGAGCAAGUACGGGCUGCCCGGGCUGGCGCAGCUGCGGAGCCGCGAGUCCUACGUGCUGUGCUACGACCCGCGGAGCCGCAGCGCGCUCUGGGUCAUCGAGCAGCUCAACCGGGACACGCUCAGCGGCGCUUCGGACCGCUCCGCCUGCGACUUCCAGGAGGACGACUCGGUGCACGAAUACCACCGUGCCACCAACGCCGACUACCGCGGCAGCGGCUUCGACCGGGGGCACCUGGCCGCCGCCGCCAACCACAGGUGGAGCCAGAAGGCCAUGCGGGACACCUUCUACUUGAGCAACAUCGCCCCGCAGAAUCCUCAUUUAAACCAGAAUGCCUGGAAUAACCUUGAGAAGUACUGCAGGAGUUUGGCAAAAAACAACAGGAAUGUCUACGUCUGCACAGGACCCCUCUUCCUGCCGAGGAUGGAGCCUGAUGGGAAGAUGUAUGUGAAGUACCAGGUGAUCGGGAAGAACAACGUGGCCGUCCCCACCCAUUUUUUCAAGGUGCUCAUCUUGGAAAAGGAGAGUGGGGAGAUUGAGUUGCGCUCCUAUGUGAUGCCCAACAGCCCUGUGGAUGAUAAAAUCCCCCUGGAACGGUUCCUGGUUCCCAUUGAGAGCAUUGAGCGAGCCUCAGGGCUCCUCUUUGUCCCAAACAUCCUCAGGAGAACAAGUAACUUGAAAGCCAUCACAGCUGGAAAGCAGUGAACCCUGACUAGAACAAAUACAGGUAACCCCUGCCAAGGGACUGGCAAUCACUGCAGAGUCAUAGUUCCUUGUGCAGUUGUAAAUGUGGAAUUAAGAUUCAAACCUGUGCUUCUCUCCACUGUUCCCCUUGUGUCUAAAUGAAACACAGACGCACAGCAGGGCUCCAGAGUGGUCCUGCAGGAGGCUCAGGGGCACCUGACACUGUAGUAGCUCUCUAGGAUUUGCCCCUAAUCCACUGCUGCCUUGGAGUUGUGUGAGGCUCAUUAAGACCAAAAGGGAAGUCAUCUGUUGCUGUUUAGCAGGGAGGGAGGGGGAGCAAGGUGUGUGCCAAGGGAGGAGAGAAGUUCUGCCUUCCUGUGGCCAGAGAACUGUACGAUUGUUUUCUUUCAGAAGAUGGUUUUAGCAUUAAAGCUUUGAACACCCUU